Molecule: messenger RNA, 2420 nt
Organism: Malus domestica (apple)
Lineage: Eukaryota; Viridiplantae; Streptophyta; Magnoliopsida; Rosales; Rosaceae
Source: RefSeq, a predicted model, not a curated record
AAAAACAGUUGUAAAAACGUUUGAUCUUCAAUUUCAAUACAGUUAGUCAUUUUCUUCCGCUGCUUAUCGACCUUCUCUCUUCUCAAGCUUUCUUGAAUUCUCUGAUCUUCAUUUUCUUGAAGGCAUUUGUUCUUGUUAUCAUGGUAUCAAGAGCCAUCGAUCGUGUGUGGGUUGGUGCUCGUCUGAAUCAUUGAUGGAAGUAUGUUGAUUUGCAUAUGUUUUUGGUGAAUUUGGGAAUUUUUUUGGCGAUUUGGAGGAUUCGUGUGACAAUUUGGGGAUUUCUAUAUGCAAUUACGGUGGAAUCUGCAGAAACUUCAGGUUCUAUAUUUCCAGCGCUUCAAUCUAUUAUGUUUUCUUGUAAUGAUUUUUUUGGGCAAUUUUGGUUUAUUUGUGUCUAUGCGAAGAUAGUAGUCUGUAUAUGUGAAGAUUCGAAGGUCAAUGCCAUUAUUAAGUAGUUGCUAUGCACUGGGUAGUUUUUGAGAAGGCCAAUGCCAUUACUCUGUGCUAAGAAGGGAUCUGAAGGCCAAUGCCAUUAAUUCCAGGAGUUUGAUUUAGUUAGACGUUUGAUUCUUGCAAAUUGUUGGGUAGUUUCUUGAUACGAUUUGUUCCAAGAUUAAUUCUUGUCGAUUUGUUAAAAGGUUAAUUGUUGGGUAGAUAUGGCUUCGUCUGUGAAAAUUGAAGGAUUGUUGGGUAUGUUGACGAUUCAACUUGGUGAGCACAAUUACGCCAAAUGGUCUUUUCAAUUCAAGGCUAUGUUAAAAGGGUACAAGUUGUUCGAUCAUUUUGAUGGUUCUGCUACUUGUCCAUCGAAAUUUGUGGUUAGUGCCGAAACUGGGGUUACCAAAGAACUGACUGUUGUUUUUCAAGAUUGGGAGACCACAGAUUUAUCACUAUUAAGUUUGUUAAUAGCAACGCUGACUGAUGAUGCUAUAGAGUAUGUGAUAGGUUGUAAGACUGCUGCUGAAGCUUGGACAAAUCUUGAAGAAAGGUAUGCAUCUGUGUCUCGAACGGGUGUCAAUCAUUUGAAAACGGAAUUACAUACAGUUCAAAAAGGUGGGGAUUCAAUGGAUAAAUAUUUGUUAAAGAUCAAGUCAAUAAGGGAUCAGUUGAUGGCUGCUGGGGAAUAUGUCUCAGAUAAUGAUGUGAUGAUUGCUGCUCUUGCUGGGUUACCUAAAGAAUAUGCAACUAUUCGGACUGUUAUACUUGCGAGAGAUUCUAAUGUUACUAUGAAGGAAUUUCGGGCGUUAUUAAUUGGGGCUGAAAGGGAAAAUGAUGUGGUGAUGACUCAACAUAUGGCUGCUCUGUAUAUGCAACACAAUGAUGGUGGUUCAAGUUCUUCUAUGUAUACCAAUGGUGCAUCCAGUUCAAAUUCCUCUGCCAAUGAGCCAUCACAUACAGGAGGUGUCAUUACAGCUACUCUUUUACCACCACAAAUGUCAUUAUUUCCACAGUCUCAAAUGGGGCAAUCUGCUUCUUUUCCAGAUCAGAAUUCUUAUGGCUCAGGUAGUGGUUUUGUUGGUAAUCUGGAGCAGCAUCCACAAGAUACCUCGAGGCAGUAUCAACCUUCAACACAGUUCCAUGGCACUCAACAACGGUUUAACAAUGGAGGACAAUCAAGGGGACAUAAUAAUUACAAAUCAGGAUUCAGAGGCAAAGGGUCUAAUUAUAGGAACAGUAAUGGUUGGAAUGGAAACACUGAAUCAAGAACUACUCUACAUCCGGAAUGUCAAAUUUGUCAGAGAAGAGGUCAUACUGCUCCUAACUGUUUUUACAGAACUGCUCAGAGUACUUCUCCACAUUUUAAUGCUGAAUGUCAGAUUUGUGGUAAGAGGGGACAUAGUGCACUGGAAUGCUAUCAUCGGGGAAAUUACUCCUAUCAACCUUCUGGACCUCCUGCCUCUCUUGCACCUAUAGUUCCUGGUCAACCUUCUAGGAUUUCUCAAUCACAGGGUUUUGUUCAACAGCCUCAGAAUUUUGCUGCUCAUUAUUCAUAUCAGUUGCAUCCAUCUACACUGCAAGGGAUGAAUGUUCAACAGAAUCCACCAAUUCCUGAUAUUUCAUAUCAAGUACAACCUGCAAUGCAAGGGAUGAAUGCUCAAGGGUCAACAUCAUAUUCCAAUGCUGCAAAUUGGAUUGUGGACACAGGAGCAUCACAUCGCAUGACAUCUGAUCUUGCUAGCCUACAUCAAGUUUCUCCUUAUGAAGGUUCUGAGAAAAUUAAAAUUGGCAAUGGUCAAGGACAAGGUGACAAGGGAGAUCUUGUACAACGGAAGGAGUAGAUCUCAAGAGUUGUUUCAGAUUCCUGUGUCAACAUGGACAGUUUCGAGUGCGUUUAUUGGACAGUUGAUAAAGUCUUCUCUUUGGCAUCAACGGCUAGGUCAUCCUACUAAUGAAGUCAUGGCAGUUAUGUUAGCUAAGUC